AUGGCAACACUCAGGGCCAUGAUGGUGGUCACCACCAUCACCCUACGUGGCGGUACAGCGUUGGAGGCCCCAUGUGGCAGGCAGGAGCUCGGCGAGCGCCGGCAGCAACCAUGUGAGACAAGGUGGAUUUGGGCGGUCGACGUCAAGACGGCAGUACAACAAAUAUCUCCUUACUUAGAGGACACAAGCAACGAUGCACCUCAGUUCAUCUACUUCGAGGGAUGGCUUGGACUGGGUGCUUCUGCGGUGCUUAGAGCUAUUGCAGAGCAGCCUCCACCAUCUUUACGAGAGAAAUUCGACAGGAUCAUCCACAUUGACUGUUCGAUGUGGAAGAGCCGAAGAGCAUUGCAAAGGGUGAUCGCAGACGAGCUCAAGCUCACUCAACAGGUAGUGGCCAUUGACGCGCAAGACGAGGAGGACGAUUUCAGUGGGGUAGACCUUGGCUCCAGAGAAGAGUUCGGAGAUGUCGCUAGGGUGAUAGCCCGAUACUUAGUACAGUACAGAUGUUUAGUUGUCUUUCACAAUGGAAGUGAUGGCAUGGUUGACUUGACUAGCUGUGGCAUUCCGCCACCUGAAAUCUUCAAUACUAAGGUAUUGUGGACCUUCAGAGGACGGCUUCGUCUCAAUGCAGAAAUUAUUGAAAAGGUAGAGAAUUCACACCGUUAUAUUUAUGCUACGUAUUACCCUCACAGCAACAGGAAUGCAUACCUUGCAGACGAUGCUAGAGAAAUCGCUUUGCACAUGAAUAAGCUUGGCCAUGGUGUUACACCUAAAAUAGCCACAGAGUGUUGCUUGUACCUAUUAUCAUUGAAUAACCAAGGUAAGAAGAUGAUUGACUACAACUGGGCAACCCAUGCUUCCUGCUACUGGGUUUGCGAUGGGAUCAUAGGAGGAGGACAGGACAACCAGACAUGGGAGGUUGCUCAUGCUCUGCAGCAGCAUAUAAGACUAGAAGACUACUCAUCCAAUGCACAGCUUAUGGCGUCUGUGGACAUGUUGGAUCUUUCCUCGAAACAAUGGAUUUCUAUUACUGAAUCAUAUUUCAAAGAGGUUCCUCCAGAGGCAACAACCCUGUUCUAUGGAUCCAAAAAGUCAAGUCCACAAGCAGUAUCACUACCUAGUGACAAGUUCCAUAAAGCAGAUCAACUCCGGGUGCUGAAGUUAUGUGGAUGUACCUUCAGCUUUUCAUCACCUCCAUUCCAUUGCUGCCGCAACUUAAGAUUCCUUGGACUGGAUAGAUGCAUGGAUGGACUACAACAUGGGGAGGAGGAGGAGGAGAAAACAGGUGAACGAGCGGUGGAAAUUUUUCAGCGGCUAUGGGUGCUAGAUGUAUGCCACACGGAUUGGCCAUUGGCUUUUCCCCCAGAAACAGAAGAGCAAGUGGUGGCUACAGACAUUAGAGAGGUUCAUAUAACCAACGGAAGGAUUUGGACCAGCAACUUUGCAUGGAGACGCCUGCCGAACCUUCACAAGCUCCAAGUAGUUGAGCCCACAAACCCUUGGGAGACAGAAAGAAGAGAUGAAUUCAUGGCUAUGGUGAAUCUGGAGCUCCUUGACCUAUCUGGGAACAGCACCAUACAAGUCUUGCCGAGCCUUUCGGGUGCAACAAGCCUCAAGACACUGAUUCUAGAUGGUUGUGUUGGGUUGGAGCAUGUUGGCCCUCGACAACUCCCUCCAUCACUUGAAUCAUUCUCAUUGAAUACCGCAGGAGAAGAUGAGGAUCUCAAGAAGAAGAAUGUUGAAAUAUCUUACAUCAGCUUGGCUGGGUGUGUAAGAUUAGCAAACUUUAUACUGCGUGGGUCACUGCCAAACCUUGAGGAGCUGGACCUCUCGCACACAGCAAUCAAAAUCCUUGACCUUGGAGAGGUGGUUCAAGUAAAAAAUCUUCAGCGGCUCUUCUUGAUGGGAUGCGGACAGCUGUGCAUUGACACUCGAGCAAGAGGAGGAGAGGUGGACAACAGAAAACCAGCAUGGUCACGUGAUUGUUCUUUGAUGGUCUACCGGCAAGACGAAGUAAAGGAGUAUUGCCAUGCAUCUGUUGCCGUUGCAGACAUGAGGUUCCUUCAGUCCUUGGAGUUUCUUUGGACAUGGGCACGCAUUCGAUGUGAUAAGUGGAAUCUCUGCUUGUCAUCUACCAGCGAUGAUGAUGGAAGAGGCUGCCACAAGGAAAAGAUGGGCAGUCAUUAUAGCACUGGACAGCUAGCUGCUGCUUUGUCUCUGCCCAAGUCAUUAACCUACCAUGACAUCAGCAUUGAACAGAUAUCCGCAAAGAUCGAUAUCAGCAGUAGCAGCAGCUCAGCGCAAUUUCUGCCACUAGACUUACACAUGGACAUUGGCGAGGGAAUUAGUGACGUCACCGACAAGUCCAGCACGCGGGCAAGGGAUGCAAUACGUACUGUGAUGGACAGUGUGGAGUCGUUGCACGUGCACGACAGUUCUUCCAUCACCAGUGUUGCCCCUGAACACACUUUUGGGACAUAUAUAAUGAAUGGGCUCAAGUGGUGCUGCGUGGAGAGAUGCCCCAAGUUGGAUACUGUCUUCGCCACUAACUAUUACUGGGAAUGCUUUUCUAAUUUGGAAAUCUUUUGGGCGGCUCAUCUCUUGAUGGCCCGUUCUAUUUGGAGCAGACCAAGAAAUCCAAGGUUGGAUGCAAAUGAUUUAUCGUUUACACAACUGCGGGCUAUUCAUCUGCACUUCUGCCCGAGGCUCAGAUAUGUCCUCCCGAUGGCUUCGAACAAUACCUUAUCCAAGGUGCUGGAGACUCUCCACAUACACUGCUGCGGUGAUCUCAAGCAGGUCUUCUUCGUGGAGCAAGAGUUCCUAGAGAAAAUAGCGGCCAGACAUGAAAAAGGCAUGCUGGGAUUCUCAAACCUCAAGAGCCUGUACCUGUAUGAGCUCCCGAAUCUGCAACAGAUAUGCGAGGCCAAGAUGUUUGCUCCCAAACUCGAGACUAUCUAUAUCAGAGGCUGCUGGAGCCUGAGGCAUCUCCCGGCCACUGACAGUCGCCGCCUUGAAGAUGGCCGCCCGGUGGCCGUGGACUGCGAGAAGGAUUGGUGGGAUAAGCUGGAGUGGGAUGGGAUGAAGUCUGGCCACCACCCCUCCCUCUUCCAGCCGAGAUAG
This is a messenger RNA of Miscanthus lutarioriparius, 3120 nucleotides long. NCBI's taxonomy places the organism in Eukaryota, Viridiplantae, Streptophyta, Magnoliopsida, Poales, Poaceae. The record is from the annotation of a GenBank genome assembly.